This is a messenger RNA of Myzus persicae (green peach aphid), 1373 nucleotides long. RefSeq lists its product as uncharacterized. The record is from RefSeq and is a predicted model, not a curated record. The transcript has 5 exons. NCBI's taxonomy places the organism in Eukaryota, Metazoa, Arthropoda, Insecta, Hemiptera, Aphididae. The coding region runs from base 545 to 1246 and encodes 233 amino acids. Gene Ontology annotation, molecular function: protein binding.
UAUUGUAGGCAAGGUGGAUAUAUUAUAUAUGUAUAUCCAUCGUGAUUGUAGAAUGCAGAUACACAAUACAAAUGGCGCGAAAAUCGCCAUACCUACUGAUUAUUGUGUUCUGAUAAUUUAUUGUAAUGAUAAAAUAUUGAAAUUAGCUAUUAUUAAUAAUAACCAUUGUCCUAUACUGUAGUUCUAAAUUUCUAAUGUUAGUAUAAUAUUGUUAUUCGUAUUACGAUGUUGUAAAAUAAUUUUGUUUUUUUAUUAUUAUUUAUACGUUUAAUUUUUACUUUUUAAUUAUUAAAAUUUUAUGUUACCUUCAGGUUUUAUUCAUUAAGUGCGAAUUUAUUAUACCUACAUAAUAUCUCUACAUACCUAUUAUGAUGGCUAAUGUAGUAGGUACAUCAUUGCAAUAGUGCAAUAUUCAAUUAAUUAACACGGCUGAUAGGUAAUUAAAAUUCCGUUAUGAAAUUACAGCCUGCAGGGCUAAUUUAAGUGUUACAUAUUGCUGUUGUCAUAAUUUUGAACUUAAGAUUUUUAACAUAUAAAGAGAACAAUGAAUAAAAUGAAUAAUAAUAACGAUUAUUUGAAGAAGAAAGAUAUAAUUGUGAUAUUUGUUAAUUUACUGGUGCUAUCCUUAGUUUUAUGUAUUUAUCAUGUUGUUGAUGAUUUGAAAACUAUGCUUUCAAACGAAAGAUUAUGCAUACUCACAACAUCUUCAAAGACUGAUUUAACUGAAAGUGAUACAAAUGAAAUUUAUUUUGACUUUUCCAAAUUGAAAAAUUUAAAUACUAGACACACUAGGUCGACCAAGUCUACAAAAUUUCAAAAUAUGUGCUUGUUCUACUUGGCUCAACCAAAUAUAGAUUUUGAACAAAAUGGUAUCUUGGGGCCAUGGAUUUUGUCGAAUAAAAGUUUACCAGUUGAUUCGUAUUCUCCUGUAAAAUUAACUUCGAGAAGAACUUUGAUAGAAAUAGUUGACCCAGGACUUUAUUUAGUUUACAUACAGGUAUAUUAUUUGUCAUCUACUAAGAAGAACAGUUUUUCUAUGACAAAAGUAACAGCUGAUUUAAAUGAAACACUGUCCGUGUGUAGUACAGUGGGUGUUUCUGGAACAGAAAUCUCGUGUUUCACGUCCAUUGUAGAGUAUUUCCAACCAGGUGAAUCAAUUUUAAUUAGACUUAGGGAAAUGUCAUCUGGUAUAAACCUCAACCGUAAAGCUUCUCACACUUACCUCGGCUUCACUAAGAUAUUGUAAUAAUUUCAUCUGUGUAAAAUACUGUGAUAAAAAUUCCAUUACUCUUUCACAUUUUUUGAUAUAUAAUUUGAUUUAUAUUUAUAUUGCUAUAUUAAUUUUUUUAAUAAACAGUAUUAUUUUAACGUUA